This is a messenger RNA of Egretta garzetta (little egret), 3641 nucleotides long. RefSeq names its product TOG array regulator of axonemal microtubules 2 (gene TOGARAM2). Gene Ontology annotation, cellular component: cytoplasmic microtubule; cilium. The record is from RefSeq and is a predicted model, not a curated record. Gene Ontology annotation, molecular function: microtubule binding. NCBI's taxonomy places the organism in Eukaryota, Metazoa, Chordata, Aves, Pelecaniformes, Ardeidae. Gene Ontology annotation, biological process: microtubule cytoskeleton organization. The transcript is spliced from 22 exons. The coding region runs from base 602 to 3634 and encodes 1010 amino acids.
CUGGGCAAGACUGUCAACAAGAUGCUGUGAAGAACAUACUGUUGCAGUUGGAGUGCAGAGAGGAUAUGAGAAGUGCUCAGGCAGCUAAUUUCUGGAGCCGUAGAGGAUUUGAAUGGAAAGCCGUUAACAAGGAAAUGGAGUGCUUCCUCAUCGCAUCUCGUCUCUGUGUUUAUUUUGUCACGACGUCCUCCAGUACAGGAGAGUGAGGAAGAAGCUCUUACGUCACCAUCUGUGUGAGAGAGGCUGUUACCUGCCUGUGAGUCUGGGUAUCCUCCAGCUCGUGGUAUGCACUUUGCCAAGCUCUUAUCAGGGAUUGAUGGAAGCUGAAAGUGUUUUUCAGGACGUCUUCAAAGUUGAUGGCAGGCCAGGCAAUGAAUUGGCAGCAGAUAUAGCCCUGCUUCUGCAGUCUUCCACUUCUCACACCGUUCUUCAGCUUUGUUCACUUUUGGACGCUGGAAGUGAUGGCAGCUGGGAAACGUGGUGUUUGCUGUCAGGCUCCUGAUGCUGCGGGGGACCCCCCUGGCAUCUGUGUCAGGCCCAGCGACCAGCAGCACAUCAAGUAGACUCUCAUCUGCAAAGAGCUCAUUGCCCUCCCUCCACCAUGGCAACACAAGAUGAUUUCGCAGCAGCUAAGUACCAUGCCCCAGUUGCUGUCUACUGUGGGAGCAUUCCCAAAUUCAAACCCCGAUACACAGCUCUGCGAGGUGGAAGCAUUGAUUCGAACUUGCAGUUUUGUGGCAGCAGCUGGACCGCUGAAGAAGAAGCUUCUUUUCAGUCCAUAUUAACAAUGCAUUUGAAGAAGCAGACGAGUUUAUGGGAUGGGGAUGGAGAUAGGAGAUCUCCAUCCCCAAGGGACACCUCUCCCUCAGAUGGCUGGGCCACCAAGGCUAGUGUGCAUGACCUCAGCACUAGGGAUGGAGGUGAUCUCUCCCACCUUUCUCGUCGAGCCUUGACCCGGGACCCUCGAGAAAGGGAGGUGAGGUUUGCUGCCCCGGAAAUCAUUCCGAUCAAGGACAAGCUGAAGACAAGGAGGAUGUCUGAGGGGCUGCUAACCUCACAGAGAGGUCUGACUGACUGCGGUGACCCUAAGGGGGUUACCCUGAAGACAGUAUUUUCCAGCUCAGCUUCCCAGAGGCUCCUGGUAACCUCCAGGCCUGUGCCUCCCAUCCAGAACAGCCUUCCUUCCUCAGAGCCCAGCAGGAUGAGCAACGGAGAGCAGGAGCAUGGGGAAAACAGCAUAGGCUGUGUUGACAGUGAUGGGAAUAACAAGGAGCUGAUGUCAGAGGCUUCCGAGCUGCCCUUGUAUUGCAGUGGUGGGGAUGGGAAGAAGUCACUGGGAGUAGCUUUGCUUCCUCCUAUCCCCAAGUCAGCCAGACCAUCUGAUCGGGAUCCUGGUAGCGCUGCAGUGCCUCUCCCAAGUGCUCAGCACCUGGUUUUCCACGAGACCCUGGAGAUGAGGCCAAGAAGACCAAGCAGCAGAAGUGAAGAGAAGACCCUUAAAAAUCUAGAGCUCCAGACUCUGGAACCUGUCUUGCCUGCUCUCCAGCAUCGUGUUGUUGAUGGCACAAAGUCUGCUGGACAUUUAUGUGAACCUAUGCCCCUGUUAAAUGGCCUCCCACUCAGCCAGGCCAAGGAGAUGGAUCAUCUCGUGAACCCUUGCUUUCUCAGUGAUGAUGACUUGAAGGACAGCAAUGGAAGGAUCCAUGUUAUCUUGUCCAAGUCAGCUCAGAAGAAAAUAAAGCAGGAGCGAAUGAGACACAUGGAGCUUUUACGUAGAGAGGAGAAACAAAAGGGAAAAUCCUUGCAGCUCCUUGAACAAAGUGGUGACCUUGGGGAUGCAGCCAAAGAAACCUUUGGUCCACCGCCUGUCAAUGGGGCAGCUUCCAUUUCCGCCAGCGUGAGCAAUGCACGCAAAGACACCACUGGUACUGCCUUGAGGAAGCGGGUCAACAGGCCCUCACUGCCCAGCAUCCCCGUUGUCAGCAAGGGUGGCAACUUCCCACGCAAAUCCUCAGUGAACUCGCUGCCGGCUAUUGCUCUGGACUCCAUGGAGCAGACAAAGGAGCCAGGGUGUAGGGAUGCCCGGGAAGCCAUCCCCUUCCCUCACCCACAGCAGGAGCUGCUCAAUGUGCUCACAUGGCUCAGCAGUGACGACUGGGAGCAGAAGGCGAAGGCACUCUUCAGUGUCAAACGCCUGGCUAUCUGCCACUCUGAAGUGCUUCUUGAUAGACUUCAUGAUGUUUCCUUGGCUGUUACCAAAGAGGUGAACAAUCUCCGCUCAAAGGUGUCUCGCUUUGCAAUCAGCACUCUUGGAGAGCUCUUCAGGACCAUGAAGAAGCACAUGGACCACGAGGUGGAUGAGGUUGCUCGGGUCUUGCUCCAGAGGAUGGGGGACACCAGCGAGUUCAUUCAGAAAGCAGCCAGUCAGUCCCUGGGGAUCAUGGUGGGGAAUGUGACUCCUGCACGAGCAAUGACUGCUCUCAUGGCUAGUGGAAUCCAGCACCGCAACGUCCUGGUGCGGAAGUGUGCGGCUGAACACCUACUGACUGUGAUGGAGCAAAUCGGAGCCGAGAAGCUCCUGUCAGGCACACGUGACAGUACCGACCUGCUGGUGCACACGCUGGUGAAGCUUGCUCAGGACUCUCAUCAGGACACAAGGUGUUAUGGACGGAAGAUGCUGAGUAUAUUGAUGGGUCAUCGAAAAUUUGAUAAGUAUUUGAAAAAGUCUGUCCCCUCACGUGACUUGGAAGAUGUUAUGGCAAUAAUUAAGCAGAAAGGGAUAGGAGACCGUAAAUGUGAGCAUCCAUCUGCCAAGCACCCCAAGAAAGCUAGGAACCGCAGCUUGAUGAUGGCCCAGGACAACUUGCCUUCUGAUGGAGGUUCCAAGUCUGGUGCUGAUGUAGUCAUCUUACCCCGUCAGACAGUCCGUCGCACAAUACUUCGGACUGUGGAAGAGACUGAACAACUCAGGGAGCUUUACGAUCUCCUGACAGCCAAAGAGUUUCGAACACGAAUAGAGGGAGUGGUGCUUCUCCUAGACCACUGCAAAAGCAACCCCCAGUUCAUCUCUGCUAACAUCGUCCAGAUUUUUGAUGUUUUUGCCCUGAGACUUCAGGAUUGCAACAAGAAAGUGAACCAGCAGGCACUGGAAGCUCUGGCUUUGAUGGCACCCAUGCUCAAAGAUGCCUUACACCCAGUGCUGGUCCUUCUGUUAGCAACAGUCACUGACAACCUGAACUCAAAGCACUCGGGGAUUUAUGCUGCAGCUGUGAAAGUGCUGGAAGCAGCCAUUGCUCACUUAGAUAACACACUGCUGCUGCAAGCAUUGGCCCCCCGCGUGCCUUUCCUCAGCGGCCAAGCUCUGCUGGAUAUCACAGAACAUCUCUCAGUGCUUGUGGAAUCCGUUCAUCCUCAGAAACCCCAAGCUGUCAAGCGCUGUGCUCUGCCUGCGCUCUGGUUCCUCCUGAGAAACGGGGCCCUGCCUGUCCGAAGCGGCAAUGUCAGAGCUGUGGUCACCAAGCUUGCAAAGAGCCUCUAUGAAGUGAUGGGCUCCAAGCUGAAGAAGUAUGCCGCCAGCCAGCCUCAGCAUGUGAUGAAAAACCUCUGCGACAUUUUGGACCUGAAUGUUGGGUGAAGCCUUG